Molecule: messenger RNA, 924 nt
Organism: Protopolystoma xenopodis
Lineage: Eukaryota; Metazoa; Platyhelminthes; Monogenea; Polystomatidea; Polystomatidae
Source: the annotation of a GenBank genome assembly
CAACAACGCGAAGAAAUUCGUCAAAAACAGGAGCGCAACGAGGCUCUCCAAAAGCCUCGCUGGCCACCCGGUUUGCCUUCGUCUAGUGCUUCUUGGCGUAGCAGGACUCGUUGUGGCGAAAGUCCCAUUAGCCAGGGACGUCGUCGAACUUCUCGGCUCUCGCAGCGGCUUGCUGGUUCUCGCAUAUCUGCUACCUCGGCGUCGUCAGCCUCCUCCCUCGAGAAGAUGGGCCCUCCUGGAGGAGAGUCAGUCUACCGUGCAAGGGCUCGAUCCGUACUGUCUGCCGGCUUUCUGACGCCCUGUAAGACAGAAGAGGCAGAUCGAAACACAGCCAUGACUGUCUGUGGUCAGGAGAGCUGGAAUUCGGGUACCGGAGGCCCUUCCAUUCUGAGUGGUCUCAGGCCGGGGAGGCGAUCCGCAGAGCCGACCUUAAGAUCACGACUUUUGCGCCUAAAGCCCGGACUUCAAGUCCUGCUGUCUGGUCGGGAGCCCUUAAAUGACACAACUUUUGGCAGGGAGUCGAACGAGGCGACACUAGCGGCCUCUGGCAACGACAGAUUACGGGACAGUCAGCGCGCCCAGACGAUAGACGAAGAUGAGGAGAUGGAGCGCGUGGCGAUGAUGCUACAACGCGACCAGUUGUUACGGACCCGAGGCAUUGUCGACAUGGUACAUCACUUACUUGAUGGUACUCCAGGUGUGAUGCCUAGUGGAGGGGCUCCGGCUCAACCUGGGCCAAUUAAGAGAUCGGUGCCAAUCGCUCUUGGUCAAGCGGCACCUGCAAAUAUAUACUUUUACUUCAUUGACAACCUCACCAAAGAAUAUGAUAUGGCAAAAGGCCUGGCCGUACUUGAAAUUCACAUCUGCCCUGUGACCCAAGGUCACUUGUGGCAAUGUGGCCAAAUGGUUGACGUGUCAAGCUGA